CUGGCCGCAGAGGAGACUUCGGCCUAUCUAGGGGGCAUUUGUUCCGAAGUUCGAGGCAGUUUGCUCGCGGUCAAGCCCAGCAGUGGCUAGUUGGAGAUGGGGUCCCAGGUGUCAGUGGAUACCGGAGCUCUGCAUGUUGUGAUUGUGGGCGGAGGCUUCGGUGGGAUUGCGGCUGCCAGCCAACUACAGGCGCUGAACAUCCCCUUCAUGCUGGUGGACAUGAAGGACUCCUUUCAUCACAAUGUGGCAGCCCUCCGCGCCUCGGUGGAGAGUGGCUUCGCCAAAAAGACAUUCAUUUCCUAUUCAGUGACCUUCAAGGACAACUUCCGGCAGGCCCAGGUGGUGGGGAUAGACCUGAAGAGUCAGACGGUGCUGCUGCAGGGUGGAGAGGCCUUGCCCUUCUCACAUCUUAUCCUGGCUACUGGCAGCACUGGGCCGUUCCCAGGCAAGUGUAAUAUAUUUUGCCAGCAAGCUGCCAUCCAGGCCUAUGAGGACAUGGUGAAGCAGGUCCAGCGAUCACAGUUCAUCGUGGUGGUGGGAGGCGGCUCUGCAGGAGUGGAGAUGGCAGCGGAAAUUAAGACAGAAUACCCCGAGAAAGAGGUCACUCUCAUUCACUCCCAAGUGCCCCUGGCUGACAAGGAGCUCUUGCCCUGUGUGCGGCAGGAAGUGAAGGAGAUCCUCCUCCGGAAGGGUGUGCAGCUACUGCUGAGUGAGCGGGUGAUCAACCUGGAGGAGCUGCCUCUCAACGAGUAUCGGGAGUACAUCAAGGUGCAGACGGACAAGGGCACAGAGGUGGCCACCAACCUAGUGAUUCUCUGCAGCGGUGUCAAGAUCAACAGCUCUGCCUACUGCAGCACCUUCGAGAGCAGACUGGCUGGAAAUGGUUCUCUGAGAGUGAAUGAGUUCCUCCAGGUGGAGGGCUACAACAAUAUCUAUGCCAUUGGUGACUGUGCCGACGUAAAGGAGCCCAAGAUGGCCUAUCACGCUGGCCUCCAUGCCAACGUUGUUGUGGCCAACAUCGUCAACUCUAUAAAACAGAGGCCCCUCAAGGCCUACAAACCAGGUGCACUGACCUUCCUCCUGACCAUGGGCAGAAAUGAUGGUGUGGGCCAGAUCAGUGGUUUCUACGUGGGCCGGCUCAUGGUUCGGCUGGCUAAGAGCAGAGACCUGUUUAUCUCUACAAGCUGGAAAACCAUGCGGCAGUCUCCACCCUGACGGGGAGGCCAGAUGGAAGGCUCAG
Molecule: messenger RNA, 1240 nt
Organism: Dipodomys ordii (Ord's kangaroo rat)
Lineage: Eukaryota; Metazoa; Chordata; Mammalia; Rodentia; Heteromyidae
Gene: Aifm2
Product: apoptosis-inducing factor, mitochondrion-associated, 2
Exons: 9
Coding region: 97-1215 (372 amino acids)
Biological process (GO): apoptotic mitochondrial changes; positive regulation of apoptotic process
Cellular component (GO): mitochondrion; cytoplasm
Molecular function (GO): electron-transferring-flavoprotein dehydrogenase activity; flavin adenine dinucleotide binding
Source: RefSeq, a predicted model, not a curated record